UCAAAUAAUUAUAUUUACUUUUCUCAAAUCUCACUGACCUGUCUGUACUUUACUGCGUUUUAGCGCGUAUACAUUUACAGGUCGGUGGAUUUUACUUUUGUGAGAAAAAAUGCCGAAGGAAGGAUUCGGACCACAUGGAAAUGAGUUUAAGUAUGAAGAUCCCGAAUUCAGGGUUACAGACGAAGUACGCCGUGCUUUUGAUGACAAUGGAUUCAUAAUUGUCCGAGGCCUGAUGGACAGUGUUGAAACAGGGAAAAUCAAGAAGUCACUUGAAGAAUAUGGACUUGUGGAGAAAUAUUCUUAUGGGCUUCCAGAUGCCGAAGGUAGGGAGCCUAGAAUGAUGUUGUGGAGCUAUUGCGGAAAUGACGUACUGGGACUGGUUCCACGAUGCGAAAAAGUCGUCUCAACUUGUGAAAAGUUGAUGGGCGGCGAUGAGCUGUAUCAUUACCAUACAAAAAUAAUGAUGAAAGAUCCGAAGAAAGGUGGGAGCUUUGAAUGGCACCAGGAUUAUGGGUAUUGGUACAAGAAUGGAGUGCUGAAACCCGAUUUGUUGAGUAUGUUUCUUGCUGUGGAUCCGUGCGUGAAGGAAAAUGGGGGACUUCAGGUGCUUGUUGGAAGUCACAAAGCUGGUCGGAUUGAUCAUACAUUCGACGGUGGACAACAAGGUGCAGAAAAGGAGAGAGUGGAACAUUUAAAGAAAGUCUAUGAACAUUUCCAAGUGAAUCUUCAACCAGGUGACGCCAUAUUGUUUCAUUCGAACUUGCUACACUCGAGCGGACCAAACGAUAGUGAACAGAGACGCUGGGCAUUUAACUGUUCCUACAAUAAGAAAAGUAACAACCCCGUCAAGAAACACCACCAUCCGUGUUACAAUAAACUGACAAAGGUAUCUAAUAAUGCAAUUAAAGAAUGUGAAAACUACUGCGAACCAGAAGGCAAGGAGUUCGUGGAUCCUGCAACAGACGAAACAGUGAAAGCCGGAAGUAAACCUUCCCAGGAACAAUGAAGUGACUAUUGAUCACAAAUAGUCAAGAAUUAAUGAUAUGACCAUUUUUCACAAAAUUCAAAUGUGUUUUGAUAUGCUGUGAGAGGAUAUCGAUGAAAUGAGCGUUUUUCCAAGAAUUAAAGAUUAUCGCUUAUUCUAUUUUCAAAUAAAUAUAUAAAAUAAAUAA
This is a messenger RNA of Mercenaria mercenaria, 1172 nucleotides long. Its product is annotated as L-proline trans-4-hydroxylase-like. The coding region runs from base 110 to 1006 and encodes 298 amino acids. Lineage: Eukaryota; Metazoa; Mollusca; Bivalvia; Venerida; Veneridae. The record is from RefSeq and is a predicted model, not a curated record. The transcript has 10 exons.